UAUCAUCGUCUCUUUGUAAUUGCAACUACACACCUUCUACUGAAGAAACUGCAACUUCAUGGCGGCAUUUGAUAUUGGGGCUUCCUCUUCCUCUUCCUUUUCCUCUUCUGGAUCUUUCACUUACGAUGUGUUUCUCAAUUUUAGGGGUAAAGAAACUCGCAAUAACUUCACUGGUUUUCUUUACAAAGCUCUGGAAAGAGAAGGAAUCGAUGUGUUUAUAGAUAGUGAAGGCCUAUGGGGUGGAGAAGAAAUCAAAUCGACACUCCUCCAAGCAAUUCAACAAUCCAAAAUCUCGAUUCCUGUCUUCUCUGAAGGAUAUGCGGAUAGCAAAUGGUGCCUCAUGGAACUGGUUGAGAUAGUUAGAUGCCAUACAUCCAACGGUCAAAAAAUUCUGCCCAUAUUUUUGGAUGUUGAUCCUAGAGAUGUUCGAAAUCAGAAAGGAAGUUUUGAAGAAUCAUUUCAGAAACACAAUGGGAAAUUUGAUGCCCAGACCAUAAAGAGUUGGAGAGAAGCCUUAAGUGUAGUCGGAGGUUUAUCGGGAUACCAUCUCAAGCAAGUAAACAUGAAUCAACCAGAGCUAGUUAAAUUAGUUGUUGAUUGGGCAUUGAGUGAAUUGAGUAGCAAUUGUUUGGCUGAAGUUAAAUAUCCUAUUGGAUUAGAAGGCCGUGUAAACGACCUAUCAUCUAUGUUAAAUCUCGGCUCAAAUGAUGUCCGGUUUGUUGGAAUAUGUGGUAUAGGUGGUAUUGGGAAGACAUCUAUUGCAACGGCUCUCUACAAUCGUAUUUUUAAAAGUUUUGAAAUGAGAAGUUUUCUUGCAAAUGUCAGAGAAGAAGCAUCAAGACCUGAUGGUCUAGUUUCUCUGCAGGAGAAACUUAUUUAUAUUAUCUUCAAAAAGGAAGUUAAAAUUUGCAACAUUUUUAUGGGGCAACAAUUGAUAAAAGAAAGACUACGAGGGAAAAAAGUUCUUCUUAUUCUUGAUGAUGUGCAUUCUGAUUACCAACUUGAAGGUUUGGCUAUUGAAGUCAAUUUGUUUGGUCCAGGCAGUAGGAUCAUCAUAACAAGUAGAGAUGAACGUAUUCUAAAUUUGGCUAAAGUUAAUGAAAAAUAUUGUCCUCCAGAAUUGGAUAAUGAGCAAUCUCUUAAACUCUUUAGUUUGCAUGCUUUUUCAAGAGACCAACCUCCUGAAGAUUAUAAGCAGCUUUCCCACGAUAUGCUACACUUGGCAGGAGGAUUGCCAUUAACUCUAGAAGUGUUGGGAUCUGUCCUGUUUGACAUAAGAGACAAAAAAGUAUGGGAAUGUAUGUUAAACAAAUUGCAAAGAAUUCCUCAUGCAGACGUCCUCAAAAAGUUAAGGAUAAGCUAUGACAAUCUAGAGGAAGAUGAGAAAUCUAUAUUUCUUGAUGUUGCAUGCUUUUUUGUCGGAUGGAGCAAAGAUAAAUUAAUUUCAAUGUGGGAAGCUUGUGGCUUUAACCCGAUAUCAGCAUUACAUAAACUCACUCAAAGGUCCCUCCUAAAAUUUACCAAUGCAGGAUCUUAUAUUAAUAAUAGGGGCUAUUCUUAUGAGGUGUUAAGGAUGCAUGAUCAAAUUCAAGCCAUGGGAAGGGGCAUUGUCUUUGAAGAAAGCCCUAGGGAGCCUGGUAAGCGCAGUAGGUUAUCGUCUUCUGAUGAAAUCUUAGAAGUAUUAGAAGAACAGAGGGGAACUGAAAUGAUUGAAGGCAUCCAGUUAUCCCAAUAUCAUAGGAAUUUGAGUGUUUGCCUUCAUACAAAAGACUUUGAAAUGAUGUCCAAGUUAAGAUUUCUCGAGAUUGAUGGAGUAGCACACUUCGAAGGAGACUUUCAGCAUCUUCCUUCUACUUUGACAUGGUUUAGAUCGACACAAUGCCCUAUCGAAUCAGGGAAUUUUUAUCUAAAGAAAUUAGUUUAUAUGGACUUAUCACAUAGUCAAAUUAGACAAGCUUGGACAAGCAAGCCUCAAAAUGAAAAUCAGCGGUUCAACAAGUUGAAAUUUCUCUAUCUCCGAGGAUGUCAUUAUUUAAAUGAAUCCCCUAACUUUUUAUGGUUUCCAUACUUGGAGACAUUGAAUCUUAGUGGUUGCUUUAAAAUGGUUAAUUUACACAAAUCCAUUGGUGAUCUAAAGUCUCUUGUUACGCUUUACUUGGAUCAUACCAAAAUUGAAGAACUCCCAAACAAUAUCUGCAUGCUGAGUUGUCUCAAAGAUCUAAGUCUCAGCCAAUGUUCAUCACUCAAAAGCUUGCCUGAGUCAAUCGGUGAUCUAAAGUCUCUGGUUACGCUUGACUUGGUUGGUACCAAAAUUAAAGAACUCCCAAACAAUAUCUGCAUGCUGAGUUCUCUCAAAGAUCUAAGACUCGGGCAGUGUUCAUCACUCAAAAGUUUGCCUGAGUCAAUUGGUGAUUUAAAGUCUCUGGUUAAGCUUUACUUGGAUGGUACCAAAAUUGAAGAACUCCCAAACAAUAUCUGCAUGUUGAGUUGUCUCAAAGAUCUAAGUCUCAGACACUGUUCAUUACUCAAAAGCUUGCCUGAGUCAAUCGGUGAUCUAAAGUGUCUGGUUAUGCUUGACUUGGGUGGUACCAAAAUUGAAGAACUCCCAAACAAUAUCUGCAUGCUGAGUUGUCUCGAAUAUCUAAGACUCAGGCAGUGUUCAUCACUCAAAAGUUUGCCUGAGUCAAUCGGGGAUCUAAAGUCUCUAGUUAAGCUUUACUUGGAUGGUACCAAAAUUGAAGAACUCCCAAACAAUAUAUGCAUGCUGAGUUCUCUCAAAGGUCUAGAUCUCAACCAGUGUUCAUCACUCAAAAGCUUGCCUGAGUCAAUCGGUGAUCUAAAGUCUCUAGUUACGCUUGACUUGGAUGGUACCAAAAUUGAAGAACUCCCAAACAAUAUCUGCAUGCUGAGUUCUCUCGAAGUUCUAAGUCUCAGCCAGUGUUCAUCACUCAAAAGCUUGCCUGAGUCAAUCGGUGAUCUAAAGUCUCUGGUUAUGCUUUACUUGGAUGGUACCAAAAUUGAAGAACUCCCAAACAAUAUAUGCAUGCUGAGUUGUCUCGAAUAUCUAUAUCUCAACGGGUGUUCAUCACUCAAAAGCUUGCCUGAGUCAAUCGGUGAUCUAAAGUCUCUGGUUACGCUUUACUUGGAUGGUACCAAAAUUGAAAAACUCCCAAACAAUAUCUGCAUGCUGAGUUGUCUCGAAGAUCUAAGACUCGGCCAGUGUUCAUCACUCAAAAGUUUGCCUGAGUCAAUCGGUGAUCUAAAGUCUCUGGUUACGCUUUACUUGGAUGGUACCAAAAUUGAAGAACUCCCAAACAAUAUCUGCAUGCUGAGUUCUCUAAAAACACUUGAUCUUUGUGGAUUGGAGUUACUAAAUGAGUUGCCUAAGCCAAUUAGUAAUCUUGAAUCUUUGGGUAAGCCAAUUCAAGAACGCAUUAACCUGAUAGGAACCAGUGUUUUACCAUCAUCAUAUGAUUCUCUACUAACGCUCCACAGUUUAGAGAGCUUAAAAAUAGGGAACAAGCUUGAAACCUCUCCCCCCCCCUGGAUUAGUGGUCUUCGACCGCUUGAAAAGCUUGAAUUACAAGGAUACACGGGGCUCGAGUCACUCCCGGAUUUGUCAAGCCUGACUAAUUUGAAGGAAUUAACACUUCAUAAUUGUGAAAAGUUGAAUGAUAUUGGAGGCAUCAAGAGAAUAAAGUCUUUGAAAAUGCUUGACAUGAGAAACUGCUACACCAUAACAAAUGCUAGAAGGAAGAUAUUUGGGCAGGGAACACUUUUAGUGGAUGAUGUUGGGUUACAAAGAAGUGAAUAUUCGUUGAAUGUUGAUGAUGGUGAUGAUGGGGUAUGUAAGGGGUUAAUUCUGUGUGUUGUUUUUGCAUUCACCCAGCUCAAUCAGGAUCAAGAGGAGGUAUGGCAAGAGGGUGAGCUACUGAACGACUCUCAGGUCUUUCUUGUGGCUCGUAUCCAUCGAAAACAUGGAAGCUAUUUCGAUUGUACAAUUUGGCUGCCGAUGAAGGGUGUUAAAUUCACUACUGAGCGAGAUUCAAUAUACAUUCACCAUUUCAAAGGGUCUGACUUCUUUGGGAUUCCAUUGGAAGGAACAAAUGCAAUUGAGAUAUGCCAUGUUUGGAAUUGGGAGUUCAUCGAGGACGGGAAUCAUAGGUAUUGGCCCCAUUUUGAUGUGAAAUUCAGGAAGGUCUUAUCAUUGAAAGGCAGGGAAUGGGACGAGCAGGAAAUACCUAAUGAGCAAUUAGACUAUUGUGAGGUGAGGAGGAUGGUAGCAGAUUUCUUCAAAUGGACGUCACACGACGAAGAUGCUGGAACUGGAUCAUCUCUCUCUGGUGAGGAUGCUCGAGGAGAGAUGCGGAAGAUGGUUGUCUCCAAAUCUUCUUCAGAUGGUGAUGAUGAUAAUGAAUCUUCUUCAUAUGAUGAUUGUGAAACUUCUUCAUUGCAUGAUGAUGAUGAUGAAUCUUUAUAUGAUGAUUGUGAAUCUUUAUUUCUUGAUAAUUAAAGAAGUGAGAGAGACCAAUAAAAUGAUACGCAGGUUUGAAUUUCUCCACUUGCCUUCUAUUUUAACCAUGUUUAAUAUAUAUAUUGAUGCCAUCAGUUUUGAUUGAUCAGCCAGCAAAUGCAGUUUUAUCUUUAUGUCAACCAAACCAAGAAAGACUAGUGUAACACGAGCGUAUAUUUUAUGUUAUGGGUAAGGGAUCGUUGCCUGAUCGUGUGGCUUCUGCUCCAGUACGAGACCAAUGAGAGCACAUACAGGGAUAUCAAAAUAAAUAAAAUUUUUUAUUUCACUAGAUGCAGGGGCCAUUGGACAAGACAGCUUUCUUUUUUCUCUUAUAUUGUAUAAAUACAAAUAUGUCACAUAUUAAGUCCAGCCCUCCCCACCAAAACCCAAUAACUAUUCCUCUAUCAUACCCUACUAACCAAGGCCAAUGAAGUAUGACAAUUUUUACAAACAAUAUGUCAACCAAUUAAGAGACUCCUGAUGCUACUAGUAAGGUUUGGAAUGUUAAGACUAUUGGAUCAUUAUUUCCUUUUGCAGCACACAUGUCUUUGCCUGGAAACAAGGAGUGGAGUUUUAUCUACAGAAAAUACAGAUGGGAGUGAACCAACAGAGUGGAAUGGAGGUGUCUGACUUUCAGUUGGUGAGAAGUUCUAAUGAAGUAGAAUCAAGCAGUGCAUGUCUUGGCUGUGAAAUUGACGAUCUUGGGCUGGAAAACGGUGACAUGGGAGUUCAAUUCAUCUAGAUUUUGUAAGGGCCUUCAAGGGUCAGAGAAGUCAAAUUCCAAUGGAGGUCAUGCUCUUCUUGUCAAGUUAAAAUUGAAUCAAUGCAGAAGAUGAUACAGUCAAGACUCAACAAUCUGUGGUGUAUCUUUUAGUUCUCUAUUGGACAGCACCUCAAUCUCAAUUUGAUGAACUGCCUGCUAAGCUCAAGAACAAGCUCAUCUUUGUUGCCAAUGCAAAGCAGGGAUUAUGGACCGUCCAGAAUAUGUGGCCUCCCUCAUAUUCCUCUUCCGCAAUGUACUUGCUAUCUUCACUAGCUUCUACCUCUACAGCGACACUAUUCAAAGAAGGAACAGGUUCAGGUUAAUUGGUCCUGGAACUGUCAUCAACGACAGUUUCUAACUUUUUAUCGCAUUGAUGUUAUAGGUGGCUGCAGCUGCUGCUGUCUGUGGAAUGAAAAGCGAAAACUUGAUGUGUUAAGUCCCGGGUUCUAAUUCAAAAAAUAUGGAAGCAACGGAGAAUUGUUUUUAGCA
Messenger RNA from Macadamia integrifolia, 5765 nucleotides. RefSeq names its product disease resistance protein RPV1-like. The record is from RefSeq and is a predicted model, not a curated record. Gene Ontology annotation, molecular function: ADP binding. The transcript is spliced from 8 exons. Gene Ontology annotation, biological process: signal transduction. The coding region runs from base 59 to 4513 and encodes 1484 amino acids. Lineage: Eukaryota; Viridiplantae; Streptophyta; Magnoliopsida; Proteales; Proteaceae.